Marasmius oreades (fairy-ring Marasmius) is the source of this 1499-nucleotide messenger RNA. RefSeq lists its product as uncharacterized. NCBI's taxonomy places the organism in Eukaryota, Fungi, Basidiomycota, Agaricomycetes, Agaricales, Marasmiaceae. The record is from RefSeq and is a predicted model, not a curated record. Bases 187 to 1029 code for a protein of 280 amino acids. The transcript has 4 exons.
UCGGGAUCCCACAUCAUCCCCUAUGUGAACACUAUAAAUGUCGAGUCGCCCGUUGCUCGUUUCUUUCUCAUCUAAUCCCGCUGUCCGGUUUAUCACAAAGCUGGGGUGGCAGGCUCAGUAAAUCUAUUUUAGAUUGUGGAACCAACGCCCAUUUCAGCUGCUGUCCAGACCGUUUCUCAGUUCUCGAUGCAAAUCGAGUGUCCUUUCGGAGAAACGGAAACCAGCCGAUACAUGGGUAUGGGGUUGGAUAAGAUGAAGAAAAGGGCAGAUUGUGACUCCCCAGAGACCCACCCUGACUCUCGCCCACACGUCAAGAUAAAUGACAGCUGGAAAGGGUGUUGCAAAUGCUCACGUCUGUCGACAACUUUUGGAAGGCAUCGACGUUCUGACAGCAGCGGUAGUAGCAGCGGAACCUCUUCUCCACAGACUACCCAUUCGUCGUGCACAUCGGUAUUCUCAGCGGGGAGCUCGUCGAGCGGAAGUUCACCCCCUUCUAGCUAUGGUUCAUUCUCAGAAUCUUCGUCACCUUCAUCGUACCAUUCCAGAAGUCGGCCGCGAAUCCUUGUAUCUUCGUUGUUGUCCGACCCCUACGCUGUAUCAUACCACCUGGAGGUCGUUCAACAACCAAUGCGAGGUGCGGAGUUUCGGAAUGCGCCUCUGUCCCGUCUGCCUAUAUCACCGCCCGUGGUCGUUCGACUAGUCAUCCGAGAUACCUCAGGCAACCCCGUAGUUCCUAAUGUCGAACUCCCGUUUCUUAUUGCACACCUCUCGCUCUAUGGCGAGACUGGACGGACAAGAAUUGACAGUGGAUUCUCAGUGCCAAUGGGUCCAGCGGAACCUAUAUUAUACGGUAAUCUGGUCUCAUCCAUUACACAACUGGAAGACCUUCAAGGCAACAAGGGUCUCUUUUUCAUUUUCCCUGAUGCCAGCGUCCGAUGGCGUGGGAGAUAUCAGCUCGGAGUGACACUGUUAAGAAUAUCAGAGUGCGUUGCCUUCACUCUCUUGCACGAAAACGAAGAGGGCUGCUGACUUGUAAAUUAAACCAUUAGUGCUGCCUCUCCUGGUGUAUUGGGAACGACACAACAAACAUCGGGACUCGCGGAGACCCGUACGAGGGCGUUCGAUGUUCUGCCCCGAAAUGAAUAUGUCGCUAUUCGUGUGUAUUCUGUUUCUCACCUCCGCUUUGUUGAGAUCCAUGCUCAUUUUGUAGCUCAAACGCGUCUUACUCAAAACUUUGUCCGGCAAGGAGCAAGGAUGUCUACUUUUGUUCCGCCCACUUACUCACGAUGAUCUGAAACUUUUUUUUUGCUUUUCGUUCUUUUAUCUACCGCAUGCCAGCCUUUCAACCAGCUUUGACGUUCGUUCUACUCGUACACAAUUUGUCGUUUUUUGCCACUCUUUUUUUCUCAGCACCAAUUGGUGCUGAUGACAGUAAGAGUGAUGCAACCUUGACAAUAAUCAAUUCGAUUUUUUUACAUUAGAGUGAAGGGCUGAAUGCC